This is a messenger RNA of Paramuricea clavata, 1389 nucleotides long. NCBI's taxonomy places the organism in Eukaryota, Metazoa, Cnidaria, Anthozoa, Malacalcyonacea, Plexauridae. The record is from the annotation of a GenBank genome assembly.
AUGGAGGAGACGGAAAAGAAGUAUCCUCAAUAUGACGACAUGAACUACGACGACCUAACUUCGAACUUUGAUGAACUAACAAAUAGGUUAAAUAGAGAGGAAGAGUAUAAUUCAGAUCCAUUGGUAGUUACUGACCUCAACAGGGAAAUCAGCUACGUAAGGCGACUCAUGAAUGAACGUGACAUCGCAGAAACAACCUUCACCGAGGAUAAUGACGGUACAGUAAACAUUUCAGGACCAACAGGAAGCACAAACGUUCCAGGAGUAGACUUUGUGGAAGACCCAAACAAUUUACUUCCAGACGUGCUAGAUGCAUUCAACGAAUCAUUUGACGCUGACUGGGAUGAUAUAGAGACCCGGCUGAGUAAACUGAAAAAGUUCUCAACUAUCGAGAAGAAAAGAGACUUUGAAAACCAAGUGGAACGUGUUCAAGCUGUUGUAAGAGUUAUUAAGGGUAAGGAGAAACUAGUACUCGACCCUAGGAAUAAGUAUGUUAGGGAACUUAUAAAGCGCUCAUCAGUAAGGACACUUAAAGAUGGCACAGAGGUGCUAAUGUUCAGAAGUGAACAGGGUAUUGACAAGAGUGGCACCCAGAUAAUGAAACGUGGUAUGACCAGCAUACCUGUGUACUCUAAGAAUUCCAUUGCAUUGAGAGAAUACAAGGAACUGGUGAGGAAAAUUAAGAAUGAACCCGAAAAAGAAGCAGGUGUGGAUACAACCGAUGUAGUUGAAGAUAUGUUUGAAGAUAUUGAGCUUAUAGACAUAAGUCAACAACUAGAUGAUAUUCCAGCUUUAACUCCCGAGGAAAAUAGGGAGCUGCGCGGUGUUCUUAAUCCGGGAGAGGGAUCAGAUCCUAAUAGUAGAAUAGGACCUGAAGGUGCACUUCAAGUACAGGUGGAACACUUUCAGGAUACAAUUGAUAAAACGAUGAAGUUGAGAGAGGAAACUGAUGAUCCAGAGGAGUUUAUUAAACUGGAAGAAAGAAUAAUCGCUCUCAGGGAAGCAAGAGAUAGAACAGCUAUGCAGAGAGAACUGGAGGAAGGUAGACAGGCCCAGGUUGAAGACAUUUCUAGAUUACGUAAAUUUAUAGACUGGGUUGGAAAGGAAAAGGUGGGACUUGUAGGGAUAGCAGUGUCAACAGCUAGUUUAAUUACAGCCCUAUUAAUCCAUGCUAGGGGAGCCAUUGUUAAGACAGCAAAGACCACUAGUAAAGUAGCAAAAGCACUAGCAAAUUUAGCAAAGAAAGCAGGACCAAUUCUAGUUCCAAUCCUGAACGCAGUUGCAACAGCGCUAUCAUGGGGAGCCAAAGGAAUUGCCUGGUUAGCGUCUAAUUUAUGGGUACUAGCUGUAACGGCUGCAUUAAUUGCGUAUAACUAUCUCGAAAGCUAA